Manihot esculenta (cassava) is the source of this 850-nucleotide messenger RNA. RefSeq names its product expansin-A4. Gene Ontology annotation, cellular component: extracellular region. The transcript is spliced from 3 exons. The coding region runs from base 1 to 837 and encodes 278 amino acids. NCBI's taxonomy places the organism in Eukaryota, Viridiplantae, Streptophyta, Magnoliopsida, Malpighiales, Euphorbiaceae. Gene Ontology annotation, biological process: plant-type cell wall organization. The record is from RefSeq and is a predicted model, not a curated record.
AUGGCAUCGCCUUUGAGAGCCCUCUCAGCCACAUUAUUACUGUUAGCUAUUGCAUUGGUUAAUUGCGAAGCAAAGCUAUCUGCUAUCCAUGCAAUUGGACGACAAUUAAGUGAACAUACUCAACCUGUCAUACCUUAUAAGCCAAAAUUCAAGGCAGGGCCAUGGACCAAGGCUCGUGCCACCUUUUAUGAUGGCAGCACAUCAUCAUUUGGGGGAGCAUGUGACUAUAAAGAUGUUGUAGCAGAAGGCUACGGCCUCAACACAGCAGCUGUAAGCGAAACAUUGUUCAAAAAAGGGGAGGCCUGCGGUGCUUGUUAUGAAAUUAAAUGUGUAGAAGAUCCAAAAUGGUGCAAGUCAGGAUCUCUGCGUGUUACAGCAACAGAUCUUUGCCCGCCAAAUCCAUCUCAACCAAGUGAUAAUGGAGGGUGGUGCAAUCCCCCACUUGAGCAUUUCGAUAUAGCCAAGCCUGUCUUCAGCCAACUCGCAGAUCACACUGCUGGAGUCAUUCCUGUCAAAUACCGCAGGGUUCCAUGCAAGAAGAAAGGAGGAAUCAGGUUCACAAUAUUGGGGAAUCCAUGGUUCAACCAAGUCAUAGUAUGGAACGUUGGUGGAGCUGGAGAUGUUAUUUGUCUUGAAGUGAAGGGAAAGGACAAGGGUAAUAAGUGGAUAAAAUUUGAAAGAGAUUGGGGUUCCACUUGGAAAUGCAGUGCUCACCUGGUUGGAGAAGCACUCUCCUUUAGAGUUCAAACAAGUGAUGGCAAAUACUCAAUUUCGUCGAAAUGUGCUCCUAAGAAUUGGCAGUUUGGUCAGACAUUUGAGGGCAAAAACUUCAAGUAAAUCAUAACCAAGA